AUGUAUACCCCCUCCCUCCUCCUAGCAACUGCCCUCCUCACCCUCCUCGCCACCGCAUCCCCCACCGGCACGCAACCCCCCGCGGCCCCCAUCUGCGGCACCUGCAACCCGCUCUCCGGCCAGAACAACUGCGACGUGACCACCUCGUGCAUCAACACGGGCACGCGCUUCCACUGCGCCUGCCGCGCGGGCUACAAGGCCUCGCCCGCCAACGCCGACGUCUCCAAGCAGUUCCGGCUGCCCUUCCCCAACUACCAGUUCCUGGUCUUCGUCCCCGAGUUCACCCAGUGCAAUACGCUGUGCGACAACCCGUACGGCGCGAGUCCGCAGCUCUGUGCCGAGGUGCCGGUUCAGAAUGCUUGUCCGGUUUAG
This is a messenger RNA of Aspergillus japonicus CBS 114.51, 372 nucleotides long. RefSeq names its product putative adhesin. NCBI's taxonomy places the organism in Eukaryota, Fungi, Ascomycota, Eurotiomycetes, Eurotiales, Aspergillaceae. The coding region runs from base 1 to 372 and encodes 123 amino acids. The record is from RefSeq and is a predicted model, not a curated record. The transcript has a single exon.